GUGCCCAUGUCUCCGGGGUUGAUUUGUAUCAACAAAUGUAUAGCAACUCCAUCAACAAUGCGGACGAAUUCUGGAGGACUGUGGCCAAGGAGCUCUACUUCGAGAGCGAUUCCAGGAAGACUGCUUCAUAUUCAUGCCCUCCCCUCUUCCUUUCAUCCUUUUGGCCAGAUCAAUAUAUUGACAUUUUUAAAGAUUCACACAUCACUUACGAUGAGCUUCAGGGACUUGAAUGGAACUUUGACUGCCGCAAGGGAGAUGUUUUUGUGCGUUUCAUGGAUGGAGCUCGAACAAACAUCGCAUACAAUUGCCUGGAACGAAAUAUUAAAAAAGGCAAGCCCACUGAACGCUUUAACUGCUCCGUUACAUUUAUCUCAAUGCUAGCACAAUUCCACAGAU
Molecule: messenger RNA, 396 nt
Organism: Gongylonema pulchrum
Lineage: Eukaryota; Metazoa; Nematoda; Chromadorea; Rhabditida; Gongylonematidae
Source: the annotation of a GenBank genome assembly